Messenger RNA from Malassezia pachydermatis, 1428 nucleotides. RefSeq names its product atp-dependent rrna helicase rrp3. Bases 1 to 1428 code for a protein of 475 amino acids. NCBI's taxonomy places the organism in Eukaryota, Fungi, Basidiomycota, Malasseziomycetes, Malasseziales, Malasseziaceae. Gene Ontology annotation, molecular function: nucleic acid binding; RNA helicase activity; ATP binding. The record is from RefSeq and is a predicted model, not a curated record. The transcript has 2 exons.
AUGACGUCCGACAUGGCGCACGCGCCAUCCAAGGUCGAGAAGGCCACGGACCCAACGACAGAUGAUGUAGAUGCAGUUGAGGAAGAAGAAGUCACAUCCUUCCGGGAACUUGGUGUCAUUGAGCCGAUCUGCGAGGCAUGCGAAAAGAUGAACUUCAGUAAGCCAACACCGAUUCAAGCCAAGUCGAUUCCCGUCGCUCUUCAGGGACGAGAUGUCAUCGGACUUGCACAGACUGGUAGUGGCAAGACGGCUGCUUUUAGUAUUCCCAUUCUUCAGGCUCUUUGGGACGACCCAAAGCCUUAUUUUGCCUGUAUUCUCGCACCUACUCGUGAAUUGUCCUAUCAGAUCUCGCAACAAAUUGAAGCGCUAGGUGCUACCAUUGGAGCGCGUUGCGCCACCAUUGUAGGUGGCAUGGACAUGAUGAGUCAGUCCAUUGCUCUCUCCAAGCGACCGCAUGUAAUUGUCGCCACGCCAGGUCGUUUGCAGGAUCAUUUGGAAAAUACCAAGGGAUUCAAUCUGCGUGGCCUCAAGUACCUUGUCAUGGACGAAGCUGACCGUCUCCUGGAUUUGGAUUUUGGUCCUAUUAUUGACAAGCUCCUGCAGAAUAUUCCCAAAGAACGCCGCACAAUGUUGUUCAGUGCUACUAUGACCACCAAGGUCGCUAAACUGCAGCGUGCAAGCCUGCGCAACCCCGUUCGCGUGGAAUUCGGGACAAAGUACUCGACCGUAUCGACGCUGCAACAGUACUACCUAUUUAUGCCAUUCGCACACAAAGAUACCUAUCUUGUUCAUUUGGCCAACGAACAAGCAGGUCAUUCGAUCAUUGUAUUCACGCGGACUGUUCACGAUGCCCAACGAUUGGCUGUGCUACUCCGUCUUCUUGGGUUCUCUGCAAUCCCGUUGCAUGGCCAGUUGUCGCAAACGGCACGACUGGGUGCACUGAAUAAGUUCAAGUCCGGCGGCCGCUCGAUUAUGGUAUGCACGGAUGUGGCCGCUCGUGGUUUGGACAUUCCUGCUGUGGAUCUUGUGGUGAACUUCGAUAUCCCUACACACUCCAAAGACUAUAUUCACCGCGUCGGUCGUACAGCCCGAGCUGGGCGCCAAGGUCGCAGUGUGACGUUGGUAACGCAGUACGAUGUUGAACUGCUACAACGUAUUGAGGCGGCUAUUGGGAAGAAGUUGGAGGAAUUCCCGGAUGCCAAGGACCGCGAUAUGAUUAUGCUGCUUUCUGAACGUGUAGGUGAGGCCCAACGAGCAGCACUGCGUGAACUGCAAGAGAAAGGCUUAGGUGGCGCGGGGGGUGCUGGUCGCCGAAAGCGAAAGCAGGCGGCUGCCUACGAAGAUGAACGUGAUCGCGACGAUGACGUGGUUGAAGCAGGUGCCUACCGAAGCAAGGCCAAAUCAGGUAUGGGAAAACGUAGGAAGUAA